UCCCUGCAGGGGUCCAGCCUGAGUCACUCACAGUGUAUUAUCAGCUCCUCGGUGACAAGGACGGUGGCUUAGCUGGAGCCAGGGAGGAAUGGAAGCAGGUAUGCACUGGUCUCGACAGUUUCCUAGCCACCUGCUCUCUGCCCCCUGGAGCUGACUUUUAGUGACCCGGGAUUGGUGCGGGCACAGGCAGGAGUGCGUCCGUGGGGUUGGUGCUGGGAGCGCCUCUGUGGCACUGGGCAGGGCGCAAGCUCAGGGCCUCUGCCUGGAUGGCACAGCUCUCCCUUCUGCUGGAAAGAUGACUCCGGAGAACACAGGCUGAACGAGGGGCCCACCCCUGGGCUUCUCUGCACCUCCAGUCCUGGGGGAGAGAGACGACAUCACUCCCUUUAAUCUCCUGGUCCAGGCGUGGAUGCAGACACCUCCUUUGGGUUUUCAUUAACAUAGCUGUCACAGGCUGACCUUUCCAAAAGACAUUAAUAAAUAUAAAAGGACUCUUCUGGGGACGGCAUCUAGAGGCAUUCAGGAUGGUGCAGCGUCUGACGUACCGUCAUAGGCUGUCCUACAAUACAGCCUCUAACAAAACCAGGCUGUCCCGAACCCCUGGUAAUAGAAUUGUUUACCUUUAUACCAAGAAGGUUGGGAGAGCACCAAAAUCCACAUGUGGUGUGUGUGCAGGCCAGCUUAGAGGCGUUCGUGCCGUGAGACCUAAAGUUCUCAUGAGGUUGUCUAAAACGAAGAAACACAUCAGCCGAGCCUGUGGUGGUUCCAUGUGUGCUAAAUGUGUCCGGGACAGGAUCAAGCGUGCUUUCCUUAUUGAAGAGCAGAAGAUCGUUGUGAAAGUAUUGAAAGCACAAGCACAGAGUCAGAAAGCUAAAUAAAAAAUGAACCAUUUUUGAGUAAUAAAUAAAAAAAAUAAAUAUAAAAGGAGAAUAAAAGAAAGCUAAAGAUAAGGUGUAUGAAGAAUAAAAACAGUCUGGCUCACAAGGGACAGGUUCCUGGUUUGUUUCCGGGGUUUUUGGGGUACUCUUCCCCACUGGAGAUAUGCUCCCCUAGCAUGGAGCGCACCUCUGCAUGCCUUUCUUCCAGAGUCUCUGGUCUCCUAGCGCUGACCUGUUUCCCUGUCUAAGGAGCCCUGGUGCCUAUCCUGCCUUGAGUCCUCCCUGGAGCAGGUGGGUCAUCUCUUCUCGUUGUUAUUCCGUUGCUAAGUUGUGUCUGACUCUUUGCAACCCCAGGGACUAGAGCAUGCCAGUCUCCCCCAUCCACUGUCUCCCACAGUUUGCUCAAAAUCCUACCCAUUGAGUCGGUGAUGCUACCUAACCAUUUCAUCCUCUACCUUCUCCUUUUGCCUUCAGUCUUUCCCAGCACCAGAGUCUUUUCCAGAGAGUCAGCUCUUUGCAUCAGGUGGCCAAAGCAUUGGAGCUUCAGCUUCAGCAUCAGUCCUUUCCAGUGCAUGUUCAGGGUUGAUUUCCUUUGG
Messenger RNA from Dama dama (fallow deer), 1474 nucleotides. Its product is annotated as large ribosomal subunit protein eL34-like. Gene Ontology annotation, molecular function: structural constituent of ribosome. The record is from RefSeq and is a predicted model, not a curated record. Bases 525 to 878 code for a protein of 117 amino acids. The transcript has a single exon. Gene Ontology annotation, biological process: translation. Lineage: Eukaryota; Metazoa; Chordata; Mammalia; Artiodactyla; Cervidae. Gene Ontology annotation, cellular component: ribosome.